Alternaria burnsii is the source of this 246-nucleotide messenger RNA. RefSeq lists its product as uncharacterized. The record is from RefSeq and is a predicted model, not a curated record. Bases 1 to 246 code for a protein of 81 amino acids. The transcript has 3 exons. NCBI's taxonomy places the organism in Eukaryota, Fungi, Ascomycota, Dothideomycetes, Pleosporales, Pleosporaceae.
AUGGCCACUACCACCACUACUAAAACUGCGAUACCGAAAGCGACCAACGGCGCGGGUAUCAAGAAGGCUGCUCCCAAGGGCGGUCGCGUUGGCAAAAAGAACAAUGCGAGGACUGCCAUGGCCAAGAUGCAAGCAUACUUUAAAGCUCACCGUGACGAGUACAAGGACCUGUCUUUCAAGGAGCAACAGCAAGAGCUCGGCAAGAAGUGGAAAGCUUCACCAGAGAAUCCCAAGAACAAUGUCUAA